GAAAGAAAGCCUGCACAAGCGUGCGAGUACAUACCGGUACAUCUUUACUCUCGUAUAAUUCUUUUCUUCUUUUCUCUUCUUUCAUUUCCUCGAACACGCUGUUCGCCAGUGGACAUUAUCUGGCAUACAGUGCCGGUAUUGUGCAUCAAUUAGCCUCUGCAACUUUGACCGUGUUCGUCCUCGCUGUCGUGUCGUUCAUCUCUUUAUUGGACAGCUCUGUUGGUCGGGCCUGGAUUUGGCCAUUGGAAGGUAAUAAAUUCAACCUACGGUAGGGGCGAUUUGGGCGAGAAAAAUAAUAAUAAUAAUUUAAUAAUAAUCAUAAAAUAUUAUUAUUUAGUCUAAGGCAAGAAAAGGCCACUCGAGAGAAAAAAGGAAAAAUAGGAAAACUGACCCCAAAAAAAGUGCACGACCCCGUUUGCCUCCUCCAUUGUUACUGCUAUGAUACGUACCUCUUUCCUCUCUGUUGUCCACUUUUCCCCCCCUUCUUUUGCCCCACGAAACAUUCCUAGCAUAUCGGUUCGUGUCCCUUCGUUUUGCAUCCGUCCUUUCUUACUCCUGGUAGUACUGCUGGCUGGCUGGCGUUUCUUUGCCUCUAAAAUCCUACUGGAUAAUACAUUUCCUCUUCUCCCCCUUCCUCCGCACACGACAACGUACAAAGGAUAAAAAAUAGAAGAAACAUACCCCCCUCCCCCCGCAUCCCCGCUGUCAGCCAUACUAUCAUAUAGUAUCACCUGCUCCACCCCUUGGUUGACUCUCUCCACGCUCCGUCUCCGUCCAUUUAUCCAUCCACCCAUCCCUCCUCGACUAACUUGAUUCACACUCCCCUGUUGAACCGUUGAGAUUUCUAUCAUACCGCCCACACACCACAAACCCAUCCCUAAAAUCAAACCCCCAUCCUUCGACCUCCCUUUCUUAGUGUCAACCCUUAUCAAAUCACUUCUCCCCCCCCCAUCCUCUUGAAGGUCUCGUGGUCCACUCUCCCCCAUCCUGACCCGGCACUCUUUCCAUUACCGGCUCCCCCGGAUUCGUCUUCUUCCCAAAAGUUUGCUUUUCCGAUUGCUUGAUUCAUUCACUCCUUUGCUGUGUUUCCUUGGGUUCUUGAUACCCUUCCUUUCCUUAAAAAAAAAAACAUGCCCAGCACCCCUGCUACUUCACCAUCCCGGCCAAGGUCAGCACUCAAGCGUCUGCCGUCGUACAGAUCCCUUUCAUUCUCAACCAACAGGCUCUCUCUCUCUCACGUCACGCCGGACCCUACGAAUCGCUGCCCGCUGAACAAAACCGAUGGCUCCUCGAGGAUAGAGAACUUUUGUUCUCACCCCAUCAAGACCACCAGCAGUGGUGUUCGAAAGCUCCUACGAAAAGCUUCCCACUCACUUCGCUUUACACACUGCAAUGAAUUGUUGGACGGUAUGAAGAGAGACAAGUGUCCUGGUACUGGUACCCUAGGGGAUGGUGAGAGUGGCAUUGUUAUAGACGACAAGGACAAUGAUUGCUUCUACGCUAUUGAUACCACGGUAGCCAGGAAAGAUUUCGUUAAAUUCCUCCCUCCCGAGAUCUCUGCCCAUAUCUUCUCUUUCCUGGACCAUCAGAGCUUGGUAAAUUGCGAAUCGGUAUCCCAUGCCUGGAUGGUAGCUGCGCGCGAUCGUCAUGUAUGGCGCAACGUCUUUCAUGCUGAACACGGUCCGUGGAAGUCAAAGCCUGGGAAUGAUUGGAAGAGGAUGUUCAAGGUCAGACAGGAGCUUAAUCUCAGGUGGACGCAGGGCCGUGUUACCGCAAAAUAUCUCAAGGGACAUACCGACAGCAUCUAUUGCGUGCAGUUUGAUGAUAAGAAAAUUGUCACUGGUUCGAGGGAUAAAACCAUCAGGAUCUGGGAUAUUGCAACUGGGGAAUGCAUCAGGGUCCUCGGCCGGGGCUCUCGUUUUUCAUCACCACCGCCCGUUGCUAGCGGCGACAUUUCCACACCACGCACGAGUUUCUCGGACUAUCACAGGGCAUCAGUCCUUUGCCUCCAGUUUGACGACGAGAUACUCGUUUCUGGAUCAUCCGACCACACUUGCAUAGUUUGGUCUGUGCACACUUAUACGCCGUUGAUGCGACUCGCGCACCACACUGCUGGUGUGCUCGAUGUGUGUUUUGAUAAGAAAUAUAUUGCUUCAUGCUCCAAGGAUACCUCCGUUUGCAUCUGGGAUCGUAAGACAGGAAGGUUGUUUCGCCAACUUGCCGGGCAUCGAGGGCCGGUGAACGCGGUUGCCAUUCGUGGAAAUUUGAUCGUCAGUGCUUCGGGUGAUGCUUUGAUUAAAUUGUGGAAUGUAGAUACUGGAAAGUGUAUCCGGGAUUUCGUCGGUCAUGAUAGGGGCUUGGCGUGUGUUCAGUUCAGCGAAGAUGCUAGGACAAUUGUUAGUGGUGGUAACGACCAGGACAUUAGAAUUUGGGAUGCUGCUAGUGGGGAAUGCAUUAGGAUUUUGGUGGGACAUCAGUCUCUGGUUCGCACGCUGCACCUGGACUCCAGGAAUAGGCGGAUCAUCUCGGGAUCCUACGACCAGAGCGUAAAAGUCUGGGAUUUGGACUCGGGGAAGCUUGUCCUCGACAUCCAGCGGUUCCACUCCACCUGGAUUUUGUCCGCAAAGGCCGAUUAUAGGAGGAUUAUUAGUACUAGCCAGGAUAGCCGCACCCUGAUGCUUGAUUUCACCACCGGAAUGAAAGAUCUGGAGGUCUUGGAGUAGUAGUCAACCCUACUGCCCAAGAUUUGACUGCCGAAUGCGCGCUGUUGAGACACAGAUGCUGAGGAAAACAUGGGUUGUACGAUGCAAUGUUUAGUCUCCUUUGUUGGUUUCUAUAUUCGGUAUUUUAUUUCUUGUUUCUUCAGGUACCCUUUUUUCCACCAACUGGAACCCUCGAUCAUAGAUUUAAUCCACCGAAAGAGGGUCAGCUGGUUAUGGUGAUUGGUGUGGUGUCAACUGUACUUGCUUGUUUUAUCCUUUUAUUCUUCAUUGUCUAUCGAUAUCCCUUCUCUUUAACCUUCCUAGUCGGAACAGGGGCGUACCGGGUCGUUUUCUUCUAUUUUUUUUCUUAUUUUUUUUUUCCCUUCUGGUUCCGGUUGGUGGGAGGCAUUUUUGGUAUCUUUAUUUGGCAACUGCUUUAUUGUAGUUUUUUCUUCCUUUUUUGAAACUCCUGUCUAUGAAAUCCUUAUUCCCUCGUACCCCCCCCAACGUUUUCCUGGUUAUAUCUCCUUUCAUGAAUCUGGCGAAAUUAGAAAACGGAGGUGUUAGAGAUUAUUUUUACCUUUUUUUGCUCCCCUUUUAAUUCGAUAUUUUUUGUGCUUUUAACCUAUAGCACUAGUAUCUGGUGGCUGGCUUUCUCCUCUUUUUUUCUUUGGUACGCUUUCCAUCCUUUUAAUUCCUUUGUACCUAUGGCGGGGUCCGGUAUGGUUUGGUAGGUUGCCGGGUCAAGUGACUUGGUUCGGCAGAUGGCAUUGGUGUAUCAUACAAUACCUAUGUACGGUACUAUGGCGGGGUGGCGCUAAAGUAGUUGCACUCACAACGAGAUUGCACCGAAGGCGAGAUUCCUUACCGACAAACCGAUAAUCGAGGCGAGAAAAUUUCCCUUAAGGGAAAUAAUCUCGCUGUGGGUGCAAUCUUGUUGCGGGUACGACCGCUUUAACGGUUAGCUUGAGGAAUAUCGUAUUACAACCUUGUU
Molecule: messenger RNA, 3696 nt
Organism: Tuber melanosporum (Perigord truffle)
Lineage: Eukaryota; Fungi; Ascomycota; Pezizomycetes; Pezizales; Tuberaceae
Exons: 4
Coding region: 1131-2723 (530 amino acids)
Molecular function (GO): protein binding
Source: RefSeq, a predicted model, not a curated record